This is a messenger RNA of Arctia plantaginis, 900 nucleotides long. Lineage: Eukaryota; Metazoa; Arthropoda; Insecta; Lepidoptera; Erebidae. The record is from the annotation of a GenBank genome assembly.
AUGCUACACGAGACAUGGCACAAGAUGGAGCCCUACGAGAUCGACGCGCUUUUUGCUGAGGUCAACAACAACUGUAUCAAAGAGGACGAGGCGGAGUGCGGCGCGGAGACGGCGGACAGCCCGCCCCCCCUGCCGCCGUUCGGCUACGCCCCCGGGGACGUGUCGCCGUCCCACUCGCGCAGCUACCAGGAGCUGCGGCCCGCGCACGCGGCGGGCGCGGCACACGCGCGCGACAUGCAGGCCUACGCGCACCUCGAGGAGGCGCUCUUCAAGGGCGGCUCCACAGACGGCGCCUACAUGCGCCGCUCCAGCCCCGACAGCCCCUCGCCCGAACGCCGCGACGAGUAUUCCGUCGUGCACUACGAGCCCUACACGCCGCAGCCGCCGCCCUACGCGCACGAGCACCACCAUGUCGACUCUGGGGGAGGGGGCGGCGCGGUGUACACACGGUGCGCGUACGGCGGCCCAGGGGCCACCGCACCUUACUUCAGUAACGGAGCUGAAUUGACCUCGCAGACACAGAUAUGGACCUCAAGUGCAGGUGGUUCGCCGAGCUACGGUGGGUCCACUGGGUCAGGGGGCGGCGUGGUGUUAGAAGAGUACAGUGGGGAAGGAGGCCCAGGGUCGGGCGCGGGUAGUGACGGGGGUGGCGGAUCGCUGCCCGCCUUCAGCGCUCGCUUCGGAGGCGGUUUUGCUUGCGCCACGGCGCGCGCUCCCUCCUCCGUGUACAGCACGUCCGCGCUGCCUGCGAGCGCAUACUCGCCACAGGAGGUUUGGAACUUGGAAAGUAAUCGUCGGCCUCAGAUCUCCGCCGCCGCCAGCCUCUCAGCCUGUAAGUACCUAGCUCAUUACAUGGUUGGAAUAUAUUGUGACAGUAGACAGUCAACAGGAGAUAGUUAG